Tetrahymena thermophila SB210 is the source of this 4203-nucleotide messenger RNA. Its product is annotated as transmembrane protein, putative. The record is from RefSeq and is a predicted model, not a curated record. The transcript is spliced from 4 exons. Lineage: Eukaryota; Ciliophora; Oligohymenophorea; Hymenostomatida; Tetrahymenidae.
AUGAAUCAAAUAUUAUUUUCCACAUUAAUUUGUUUUUCUUUUUCAGUCUUUGUUCAGGCGUGCAGCUAGUUUUUAAAUAAGGCGGAUGCAACUUUAAUUAUUCCAUUGGGAUAAACUUGCUUGUUAGAAGAUACUUCUAUUGAAAAUAUAACCUUGAACACAAUUAUAAUUGAAGGAACUCUUUCUAUCAAAGACAGUUUAUCUAUGAACAUUAAGUAUAAAGAUCUUAUAUUAGGUCAAAAAGGUUCUUUAGAAAUAGGAAAAGAUGCGGCUAUCAUUAAUAAUUUAAUUAUUUUUGAAGAUGUUAGCACUUAGGAAUGUUAAGAACCAGCUAAUACUCAAAGUAUUGGGAAAAUUAACAUUCAAUCUAGAUUUAUGUAGACAUACAAUUUGUUUGAUAUUUACAAGGCUUAAACAUAAAUCUAAUUUUAGGGUAAGCCUGUCGAUAUUCUUGCUAAAUAAAAUUAUGUAUUAGUUAAUAGUUUCUCCUAAACAGAAUAACUGUUAAAUAUCUAAGAUGUAUUAGAGGAGACUUUGAUUCUUAGAGAACCUAUUUAAGAAGAUAACUUGAAUGUAGAAAUACAAAGAGAACUAGUGAUUAGACCUAUUCUCUUCAGUGAUUUACCUGUGAUAUCAGGAGUAAUAUUUAAAAACUCUUGCUUGAUUGGAAGUGUUGAGAAGUUUUAAGGAGUAACUUUGCUGAAUCCUAGAGGUCUUUUUUUAAAGGGUGGUUAAAUAUAAAGUUCUUUGAUAAAAAUAGAAAAUCAAGAUAAAUCAAUUACUAGAACUAUUAAAACAGAAGGCGGAUUUCAAAGGAAUAUCUUUUAUAAGUGUUAACAGCUGAAUGUGCAAAUAGACAGCACAGAUCAAAAUUCUUUUGUGGAUAAUAACAUUGUAAGCUCAAAGGAUCUUUAAAUCAGUGUGAAAAGCAGACAAUUUAACAAGAAUUCUUUCAUAAAUAGUAAAAUUGUGAUUAAUGCUUAAGAUGUAAACUACUUAACCCUUUCUAACUUUAGAUCUUUUAAUACAGAGAUUUAAUUCUUAAAUUAAGAAAAUUCUUACCUUUAAAUCAAAGAUAAAAGUAUUGUUUAUAGAAAUAAAGUUUUUUAAGUUUCUAAAUCUUUAGACAAAUUUUAUCAAGACGAUACAAUAUUUUUUGCUACAACCCUCGAUCUGAGUAAAUCGAUUGUAAAUACUAAAUUUUCUAUUUCAAAUUCAUUCUUUGACGGAAAUAAUGAAGUUGAUCAUUUAGCUAUAUUUAGUAGUAAUUCAAAAUAAUAAGACAUUAACCUUGAGUAUACUCUUGCGGUGAAAUUUAAUAGCUUUUUAUUAACUACUUCUGAUAAAUUAAAGUAGCCUUAAAUUAAAUAUUUUGCUAGAAUUUCCUCAGAAACUCUAUUUAAUGUUUAUAUUAAAUUUUUCAAAAUAAAUAAUAAGAUUAUUGACUACUUGCCUUUAUUUAACUUACCUAUGAUGAAUUUAGUUACUUACUCGAGCAGAGAGGAAUAUAAUAUAGUAGAAAUUGAUGAUUUAAACACUGAAACUCAAAACAUCAUGUACUCAAAAAUUAAAUGGGCUCCCGUUCAAGUUUACUAAACAAAUUCACUUCCAACUUACUAUCAAAUAAAAAACAUUGUUACAACUGAUAAUAAUAGCAACAUUUUAGCUAAAAUUUCAUUUGAUGGUAAAGCAAAGUAAGACUUAAACUUGAAUUAAUAUUCUUAGCUGCUUGGUGAUUAAAUUAAAUAUAUAGAGUUUAUUGAUAAUACUGGAAAAAAAUUAGAUCUUUAAGAGUUCACUAUUCAGCUUAAUGUUUAAAGUACAACUCAAACAGUCAGAUAUAAAACUGGUCUAAUUUUCCCCUCUACUCUAAAAGCUAUAAAAAAAGUAACAGUAUUUUAAGUAAAUGACUCAAAAGAAGAGUAAGUUAAAGUAGUAAAUAAAAUAGACGAUACUUAUCAAUACAGUUAUAGUACAAUUUUCUUUUGGAGCUAGAGUCUAAAUCAGUUUUCUUUAGUUUGGAAAAGGUUGACUUAAGGAUUUACUACUUACAAAAUUAAGUUUGAAUAUUGUGAGGAAAAUGAAUUAUUUGAUGGAGCUUCUUGUGUCACUUAAUGUAAUACUUCAAAAAUGGAGUUUUUCUGUUCUAAAGAUUGUGGGGAAGGAUACUAUAAAGAUAUCAACAAUCCAAAUAUUUGCUUAAAAUGCCCAUUCGGAUGUAAACAAUGCAAAGAUAAUACUGUAUGCUUGAAAUGCUAUGAUUUUUAUUUCAGUGAUGGCUAAAAAUGUAGAGAUAACUGUGGUAUUAAUUAGGUUGCAUACAAAAAUUCUUGUUAAAAAUGCGGAAAUAACUGUGGUUUUUGUUACUCAAGCGAAGAAUGCAAUGUGUGUUAAGGAUUAUACACAGUUUAUAAUGCUCAGUGCAAAAUGUGUAAAGAAAAUUAAGACGAAUACUGUGAUGAAUGUCCUAAAAAUUGCAAAUCUUGUGUUGAUAAUAAUACUAAUUUUAAAUGCUUUGAAUGUGAUGAAGGCUACGAACUCAUUUUUGGUUAGUGCAAGAAAAAAAAUACUUAAUUAACUUAGUAAAGUUGUGAAAUUGGAUAUAGUUUUAUAAAUGGGUCUUGUUAAUAGUGUUCUUAAGGUUGCUUAACAUGCUCUGAACCUAACAAUUCAAAUAGAUGUUAUACCUGUACCACAUCUUAUUCAUAAGAUUAUUUUGGUUCGUCUUGCAAAAAAUGCAAAGGAGGGGAAUAUUCACCCUCACGUGAUUCAUGCCAAUCUUGUAGCUAACUAUGUGACAACAAGUUUUCUUGUUUUGGUCCUUCGGUAUUUUAGUGUUAAAAAUGUCAAGCAGGUUACUUCAAGCAUUUACAAAAUAACAAAUGUCUAAGUUGCGAUUUGAGUAAAUGCAAAGAGUGCUCUGAAUCACCUACACAAUGCACUGACUGCCCAGAAGGUUAGUUCCUCUAUGAUAAAUAGUGUUUUAGUAAAUGUCCAAGUGGUUGGUAUCCUGAUGAGAAAAGAGUUUGCAGAUAAUGCAAUCAAGAACUUUGUAAAGAGUGCUAUAAUUCCCCAACUUAAUGCACAGAAUGCAAAUAGGGUUAAGUUCUGUUUGAAGAGAAGUGCUACAAAGACUGUAAACCAGGAUUUUUUGCUGACAAAUAAAAUGUAUGUAAGCCUUGCGAUCUGAAUAAAUGUGAAGAGUGUAUUUAAUAUGAUACUAAGUGUACAAAAUGCAAAGGAGAUCUAUAUCUUAUUAACCAUAGCUGUGAAGAAGAGUGUCCUGAUAAAGGAUACUAUUUUGAUCAAAAUAACAAAUGCCUACCUUGCCAUGAGGAUUGUGAAAAAUGUUCUGGCUCUUCAACAAACUGCACUGACUGCGAAUAUCCAAUGUUUUUGGAAGGUAACAAAUGUCUUUAAGAAUGCCCUCCUGGAAAAUAUGGAGCUUAUGUUUAGAGCAUCAGUAAGUGCUUAGAUUGUGAUACAAAGAAAUGUUAAAAUUGCAUUGACAAUAAAUCUAAAUGUACUUCAUGCAAUGAAGGAUAUUUCUUAUAUAAAAAUUAAUGUAUGAGCGAUUGCCCUAAAGGAACAAACAAAAAUUUAGUAACUUAAAGCUGUCUAGUUUGUCUUUAGCCUAAUUGUGCUGUAUGUGGAGAUAAUAUCGGACUUUGUGUUUAAUGCUAAGAAGGUUUUAUAUAAUAUUAAGGAGUUUGCACUAAAGAAUGCCCAGUUGGUUAUUUCUUAAAUAAAAACGAAAACAAGUGCUAGGAAUGUGAUAAGAGAGUAUGUAUGGAGUGUUCUGAAUCACCUACUAACUGCACUAAAUGUUAUCCAGAGCAUUUCAAUAUUGGAAACGGAGUCUGUUCUACUACUUGCCCUAAAAUGGCUUAUCCUUUAUAAUUAGCAGAUCAAUCAGUAUGUAAGCCAUGCAAUCCUACAUGCACAAAAGGAUGUGUCGGACCAUUAGAUUCUGAGUGCUUGGAAGCUGUUUACAUAACUUAAGAAUCGAAUAACUAAGCAAUUUUAAUUGGCUUACUUGUUGUAUGCUUUGUCUUAUUGAUAGGUUUAGUUAUUGUAGGGUAUUUAUACUAUAAAAGGAAACAAGCUCUUCCUUAUAAAUCUUACUUACUAAAAAGAGAAAGUCAAUCUGAUAUAGGAACUGUAAUAUAAAUGGAGAAAACUGAAAGUUUAAAAAGAGUUUGA